AUGCAGCUUGCGAUCAAGACUUUAUGGCUACAAGGCAAACCAAUGAAUUACAAAUGUUUCAGUUGUCCAAACUUUACUAGACGUUGGACAUUUUGCGAAUUUGCUACGAACCGUUUAUCUCCUGAACUCGGAAAGCGACCACGUACGAAAAGUUCAACGACACUUGGCGAACACGAAGGGUCGCAGCGUCACCAACACCAACAACAACCUGCAGCAAAGCUACCCCACCUUCUGGUUUAUGUUGGACAGACCACUCCACCGGGCUCUUUCACGCCAGUCCUCGUGCCCCAUUUAUUGCACGAUAACUCCGAAUCUGCAGAGAGUCACGAUGCGCGGAAAAAGCGUGAACAUACGCCGCCGCAAGCAGUAUGCGAA
This is a messenger RNA of Gongylonema pulchrum, 375 nucleotides long. Lineage: Eukaryota; Metazoa; Nematoda; Chromadorea; Rhabditida; Gongylonematidae. The record is from the annotation of a GenBank genome assembly.